AAAGCUGUUGGUGUCGCUUGUGGUCCGUGGCAUCCUCUCUGGUUCUCCGCAGUCUGACAGGGUUUCUUCCUGCCGCCAAAAUGAACAUCCGCCGUGCUGGGCCAGAUGACCUGAUGAACAUGCAACACUGCAACCUCCUUUGCCUUCCUGAGAAUUACCAGAUGAAAUACUAUUUCUACCAUGGCCUAUCCUGGCCCCAGCUCUCCUACAUUGCUGAGGACGAAGAUGGGAAGAUUGUGGGCUAUGUCCUGGCCAAAAUGGAGGAGGACCCUGAUGAUGUCCCCCAUGGUCAUAUCACCUCACUGGCUGUGAAACGUUCACACCGGCGCCUUGGCCUGGCUCAGAAGCUAAUGGAUCAGGCCUCGCGGGCCAUGAUUGAGAAUUUUAGUGCUAAGUAUGUGUCUCUGCAUGUCAGGAAGAGUAACCGGGCAGCCUUGCACCUUUAUUCUAACACCCUCAACUUCCAGGUUAGUGAGGUAGAGCCCAAGUACUAUGCAGAUGGGGAGGAUGCUUACGCUAUGAAGCGUGAUCUCUCCCAGAUGGCAGAUGAGCUGAGACGGCAGAUGGUGCUGAAGAAGAGCAGAUACGUGGUUCUGGGCUCCAGGGAGAACCAGGACACUCAGGGCAACACUCUUCCUGGUUCUGAAGAGGCCUGUGAGCAGGAAAACCUGGCUGGAAAUGACAGUGGCAGUGACAGCAAAGACAGCACUGAUGUCCAGGACAGCUCGCAGGACUUGGAUUCUGCCUCAUAGGUCCUGCUUGAGCACCACAGCUUGCAUUUCAGCCACAUUUUUCACCUGAACUGCUCUGCAGUAUCUGCUUUGGGAUCAUCUCAGAUUGACCUGAAUGACUUGCCAUUUUCAGCUUUCAAUAG
Molecule: messenger RNA, 874 nt
Organism: Nannospalax galili (Upper Galilee mountains blind mole rat)
Lineage: Eukaryota; Metazoa; Chordata; Mammalia; Rodentia; Spalacidae
Product: N-alpha-acetyltransferase 11
Exons: 1
Coding region: 81-752 (223 amino acids)
Biological process (GO): N-terminal peptidyl-glutamic acid acetylation
Cellular component (GO): NatA complex
Molecular function (GO): protein-N-terminal-glutamate acetyltransferase activity; protein N-terminal-serine acetyltransferase activity
Source: RefSeq, a predicted model, not a curated record